This is a messenger RNA of Silurus meridionalis, 2306 nucleotides long. RefSeq names its product kelch-like family member 24b (gene klhl24b). The coding region runs from base 407 to 2209 and encodes 600 amino acids. NCBI's taxonomy places the organism in Eukaryota, Metazoa, Chordata, Actinopteri, Siluriformes, Siluridae. The record is from RefSeq and is a predicted model, not a curated record. The transcript is spliced from 9 exons. Gene Ontology annotation, molecular function: protein binding.
AGAGAGAGAGAGAGAGAGAGAGAGAGAGAGAAGGAGAGAGAAUUGCGCACUGAACAGAGUGAAACCUCAGAUCUAAGAAAAAGAAGAAAGAAACAAGAAAGAGGGAAUUACUUCAAAGAAAAAAAGCUUUAAAGAGAUUCAGAUCAAACUUCAGCCUGUUUUAAAGUUUUUUAUUUAUAACCCAUGUGUGAGUGUGUAUGAACACUAGGAGGCAGCAGGUGAACCAGGGCCACGUGCACAAGGCUCCCCAGAGGAACGUUACACCUGUACAGGUGUGUGCUGAGGGAAGCGGUUUGGGAAUCAGCCAGUGGUGUAGACAGGAAAAGACAACAAAGGAUUAACAGCAGAUCUAGUUCCUCCUCCUGUUUCUGUGCCUGGGCCUCAGGCCUGAUCCAAUCUGUCUGCCAUGGUACUGAUCCUGGGAAGGCGGCUAGCCCGGGAGGAGUCGGGCGUCCAUGAGUCUCCGGCCGUCAAGCGCAAAGUUCUGGAGAUGGACACAAAAACUCUGAGCAGUCAUGAUGUGUUCGACUUCUCCUCUGGCCCAAGUCAUGCAGACAGCAUCCUCCAGAUGUUGAACGAGUUUCGUGACGGCCGUCUCUUCACUGAUGUGGUGAUCAGCGUGGAGGGACGUGAGUUCCCCUGUCACCGCGCCGUGCUGUCGGCCUGCAGCAGCUACUUCCGCGCCAUGUUUUGUAACGACCACCGCGAGAGCCGUGCCAUGCUGGUGGAGAUCAAUGGCAUCCGUGCAGACGCCAUGGACACCUUCCUGCAGUACGUGUACACGGGCCGGGCUCAAAUCACCACCGACAACGUGCAGUUCCUGUUUGAGACGUCCAGCUUGUUCCAGAUUGGGACGCUGCGUGACGCCUGCGCCAAGUUUCUGGAAGACCAGCUGGACCCGUGCAACUGCCUAGGCAUUCAGAGGUUCGCUGACGCUCACUCGCUCAAGCAGCUGGCUAACCGCUGUCGUAACUACGCUCUGCAGAGCUUUGCCGAUGUGGCGCAGCAUGAGGAGUUCCUGGACCUCCGCCGGGACGAGCUUGAGGAGUACAUCUCCAGCGACGAGCUGGCCAUCGGGAAGGAGGAGACAGUGUUCGAGGCCGUCAUGCGCUGGGUUUAUUAUGACAUCGAGCACCGCCGAGCCGUCCUGCGAGACCUCCUGACACACGUACGCCUGCCGCUGCUCCACCCAAACUACUUCGUGCAGACCGUCGAAGGAGAUCAGCUCAUCCAGAAUGCUCCAGAGUGCUACCAGCUGCUCCAUGAGGCACGGCGUUACCACGUCCUGGGCAAUGAAAUGAUGUCUCCUCGCACACGCCCACGCAGGUCCACUGGCUUCUCGGAGGUCAUCGUGGUGGUGGGUGGCUGUGAGCGCAUCGGAGGCUUCAACCUGCCGUACACUGAGUGCUACGACCCCGUCACAGGAGACUGGAAAUCACUGGCCAAAUUGCCAGAGUUCACCAAAUCUGAGUACGCAGUGUGUGCACUACGGAACGACAUCCUGGUCUCAGGAGGUCGCAUUAACAGCAGGGAUGUGUGGAUGUACAACUCACAGCUCAACAUCUGGAUCCGAGUCGCAUCACUAAAUAAGGGACGCUGGAGACACAAAAUGGCCGUUUUACUGGGAAAGGUGUAUGCAGUGGGCGGAUAUGAUGGUCAGUCACGUCUGAGCAGUGUCGAGUGUUAUGACUCUUUUUCCAACCGCUGGACAGAGGUGGCUCCCAUGAAGGAGGCGGUAAGCUCCCCGGCCGUAGCCGGCUGCGUCAACAAGCUGUUCGUCAUCGGAGGAGGCCCUGACGACAACACCUGCUCCGAUAAGGUUCAGUGCUACGACCCGGAGUCAGACUGCUGGUUGCUCAGGGCGAACAUCCCCAUCGCUAAGCGCUGCAUCACCGCCGUGUCCCUCAACAACCUCAUCUACGUGUCUGGAGGUUUGACCAAGUCUAUCUACUGCUACGACCCCACUGAGGACUACUGGAUGCACGUUGUAAAUACCUUCAGCAAACAGGAGAGCUGCGGGAUGUCAGUGUGUAACGGAAAGAUCUACAUCCUCGGCGGGCGCAGUGAGAGCGGCGAGGCGUCCGACACCAUCCUGUGCUACGACCCGGCAACGGGCAUCAUCACGGGUGUGGCGGCGAUGCCCCGCCCCAUCUCCUACCACGGCUGUGUGACCAUCCACCGCUACAACGAGAAGUUCUACCGUUCAUGACCCUCAACACACACGCUCAGCUCAUUUCUCUACAGUACACACACACACACACACACACACACACACACACACACACACAGGACAUCACCUGAGCCAA